This is a messenger RNA of Synchiropus splendidus (mandarinfish), 2917 nucleotides long. RefSeq names its product methionine adenosyltransferase II, alpha b (gene mat2ab). Lineage: Eukaryota; Metazoa; Chordata; Actinopteri; Syngnathiformes; Callionymidae. The transcript is spliced from 9 exons. Gene Ontology annotation, molecular function: ATP binding; methionine adenosyltransferase activity. Bases 145 to 1335 code for a protein of 396 amino acids. Gene Ontology annotation, cellular component: methionine adenosyltransferase complex; cytosol. The record is from RefSeq and is a predicted model, not a curated record. Gene Ontology annotation, biological process: S-adenosylmethionine biosynthetic process.
UCGGAUAAAUACUGGAUCUCUGCGCCAUGAGGCUUUACUGACUCCGCAGCCCGAGAAACGUGGUGUCCGCAGUCCGACCUUCGCUGUUGUACCGUCGACGUAGUGACGAUUCCGCUGUGUAGCGCGCGCGCCGGUGUCGAGACCAUGAUGAACGGACAGAUGAACGGCUUCCACAACUCGCUCAUCGACGAGGACUGCUUCUUGUUCACCUCGGAGUCGGUGGGAGAAGGACACCCCGACAAGAUUUGCGAUCAGAUCAGUGACGCGGUCCUGGACGCUCACCUCAAGCAGGAUCCUGAUGCCAAAGUAGCGUGUGAGACUGUUGCCAAAACUGGGAUGAUCCUGCUGGCAGGUGAGGUGACAUCACGCGCCACAGUGGACUACCAGCGGGUUGUCCGGGACACCAUCCGCCAAAUCGGAUAUGACGACUCCUCCAAAGGAUUCGAUUACAAGACCUGCAACGUGCUGGUGGCCUUGGAGCAGCAGUCUCCUGACAUCGCUCAGGGAGUCCAUGUUGACCGCAAUGAAGAGGACAUAGGAGCCGGGGACCAGGGGUUGAUGUUUGGUUAUGCCACUGAUGAGACUGAGCAGUGCAUGCCCCUCACCAUCGUCCUGGCCCACAAUCUCAACGCCAAGAUGGCCGAGCUGCGCCGCGACGGCACCCUUCCCUGGCUGCGACCGGACUCUAAGACCCAGGUGACGGUCCAGUACCGUCAGGAUCGUGGUGCCAUGCUGCCGGUGCGAGUGCACACCAUCGUCAUCUCCGUCCAGCACGACGAGCACAUCUGUCUGGAAGAGAUGAGGGAUGCUCUGAAGGAAAAGGUCAUCAAGGAGGUUGUUCCUUGCAUCUACCUGGACGAUGACACCAUCUACCACAUCCAGCCCAGCGGGCGCUUUGUCAUUGGUGGGCCACAGGGCGACGCCGGCCUGACAGGCAGGAAGAUCAUUGUUGACACCUACGGUGGAUGGGGUGCCCACGGGGGCGGAGCUUUCUCAGGCAAAGACUACACCAAGGUGGAUCGCUCCGCGGCGUACGCCGCUCGCUGGGUGGCCAAGUCUCUGGUGAAGGCCGAGCUCUGCAGAAGAGUGCUGGUCCAGGUGUCCUACGCCAUUGGAGUUGCCCACCCCCUCUCCAUUUCCAUUUUCCACUAUGGGACCUCCCACAAGAGCGAGAGGGAGCUGCUGGACAUUGUGAAGAAGAACUUUGACCUUCGCCCCGGAGUUAUCGUCAGGGAGCUGGAUCUGAAGAAACCCUUGUAUCAGAGGACCGCGGCCUAUGGCCACUUUGGCCGAGACUCCUUCCCUUGGGAGGUUCCCAAAAAACUAAAAUACUAAGUUGCAGAAACUAAUGUAAAGCUUUCCCCCUCAGGCUUGUUGGUGUAUACUACAGAGAAGCCUCCAAGGUUCGAGGGGUGAAAUGCCCUACUCUUUAUCAUAGCGGUGUCACUAACACAACUCCCCUUCCUCCACUCCUGUCUCUGUCGGGCUGUUGUUUAUUCUCUGGUGGCAGUGUUGUUCUGUAAAUCCUGAUCGUCUUGAUAGAAGUGGGCGAGUUUCAUGAACGUUGCUUCAUGGUGCUUCAUUGUCUGCUUAAAAAAAACAUCCCGAAUAAGUGGUUCAUUUAGCAUUCCACACUCGUCUAUUGGUCCGUUCUAGUGUAGUGUUUUGGUGAUCUUCAAGUUUACUGGUGCUGCUGACACAAGGAGCCUGAAUGAGCUUUUAGCUGGGCCGUCAAGCGACUUCCUGAGGAGAGAGGGAGAGAGCCUCUCACCACUCCUGAGUUUGAGCUUCUUUCCAACAUUCCUCCUGGUCAGUUUGCGACAAAUUCCCCUGAACCAGUCUCACCCCUCUUUCUGUUGGCCUUGCGCCCUUGUUGUUAGAGGAUGCAAGAGCGGCACAACUGAAAGUUGAAGGAUGGCCGUUUUCACCCAGAAUGCUGUGCGUUGCAGGCUAGUGGUCCAGCCAAGUUGGAAAUGACGUGCGCUCCCGACGGAGCAUAAACCCUCAGUUGCCUCCGCAGGCCUUUGCUGUUUUCUGACGUAAUACAGAAAAGUCAGAAGCUGCUGUGCUCUGGUCUGCUCCGAGGUGAAGCUGUGAUUAUGAUGAAAUCUGGAUUGUAAUGCGUUGAAGAUUCGUUUUUUUAAUAAGUCAUUUUUUAAACAAUGUGGAUUCACUUGUUUUCUUUUUAAUUAUUUGUUAAGGGCCUGGAACUCCACGAGUGUACUGACGGCAGGUGUAGCUACAGAGAAGCCUGGUUCACGUCUUUAUGCUGCUGGGGUUCGCUCUUUGCUAAACAAGUCUUAUUGGCUUAAAAUCAAACCUCAACACUAUUUAUUUAUAUGUUCUCUGAAACGCAGCGUGGAUACAGAGAAGCUGAUGUUUCAGAUGGCAGCUUUAAAAAGAAAAACGUUAUUGACUCUUGAAUUCCUUUUUGACUUGAUCACUUUUCAGUGUUUGGCUCGGGGCUCCAGAGUGUCGUACAGAAAAGCUCUGGUCCACCUCAGAAGUGUCGCUGACUAACGGAAAACUGUUUUUACCUUUUCAUUUUUGGACUCCAGGUACUUUUUAAAAUGGUUCUGUUUUCAAGUCCGGUUUGGAAAGUGUGCGGUUCUGCCUCCGACCUCUCCACGGUGGGACGCCAAUGUGGCUGGUGUAGUACAGAGAAACCAGCCUUGUUUACAGUCGUCCCACCUGCCGGAAGGUUUUAGUCUCGUUCCUUUUAACAAUCAGAGGUCAACCAUGUUGGCUGCAGUUAGCGAAAGAGUGCCUUUUCUAUGUCCUCUUCCCCCCCAACCCUGCCGUACCCCUGCACUGCUUCUACUUCCACAGGAACAAGUAGCUCAUACUGUCCAUUGCUUCAUGUAAGACUGGGUUGUUUCCCACCGCUCUGUAAUAAACAACUCUCUUCACACACAAA